AGUCUCCAUUUGUUCGUUUUCUCCGAAAAAGCUUUCAGCGAGGGAUCCAUUGGUGAAUUUUUAUAUGUUAACUUCAUGAUCAAUGAAUUUUCCCGCCUGAACAUCACCAGUAUUGGACGGAAUCGUGUUCAAGAAGAGGACGAUUGUGCCUUCGCCUGUCUAAAAAUUCCCACAUGUUUCUCCUACAACAUGGCUACCUCUCCUGACGACAACGGAAAACUUCUCUGUGAACUACUCGCAUCGGACAAGUAUAACAACUCAGAGAAAUUCAACACCAGCAAGGAAUUUCAUCACUUUCAUAUUCCGGUGAGUGAGACUCCGUUUAACUUGAAUUAAAAUAGAAACAGUCUUUUUUUAAGUUCCUCUCAUAGGAACUCACUAACCCUAACCUUUUACUAAAUUAUAUGAAAAACCUGACUUUAUAAGGGUAACACAAUUACUAGUAAACGAGUAGUUUUUAGUGUGGUCCACAACGGUUAAGGAUCCCAACUGACCGGAGAUAAACCAGUUGGCUUUUUUAAUCCUCGUAACAGUAGAUCUUAGAAAAGUUUAUCCCCUUUCUGUCCUAGCCCCAUUCAUGGCCGACCACUCAGUAUUAUAAAAUUUCACUGCGGCUUUAGUUUAGUGUCUCUGGACCAUUUUCCUAUGGGUCUUUUAAAUAACGUACAUUUCUGCUAAGAAAAACUGUGAAAGGCAAAAAGACUUAUAGUGCUGUAUGUAAUACCUGCGACAUGCUUUUUCAGUGUGCGCCCCUAAACUGUGGAACUCACAAACCAUUAGAUUUGCUCAAGUCGCCAUCUUUAACAAGAAUUGAUUAAGAAACUGAAAACAUACAUCUUUCAAGUUUGCGGAAUUUUUAGAGACUGGGUAAAUGUUUUUGUAAAACGAUUUUAAUGCCUGUAAUGCAUCAUAUAUCGAACCACUGUAUUUCUAGCCAUAAAGUUUUAUUUCAAAAUAUUUCCAAAACCCUUUCAUAGAUUUUGCUCACACUUCACGAACAUCGAGGCAGUUAUAUUCGAGGAGAAAGCUCUUGUGAACAAUUUUGGAAAAAAAAGUCCCCAGUGCCGAGAAUUACGGCUGCAAGUAUAAUAGCUAAUGAUGUCAUUUCGUUGCUAUGACAACUCCGAAGUCAUAGAAACCCUGAUCUUAACAAAUUUAUCUAAUACAGCUGUGCUGAUAAUUUUUCCAAAUCUUUGUUAAUAACAACGUAGUCUAUACUCAAAGUUGGGAGGUAUUGACCUUGAAAAACCCUAUCGAGCCAACUUAAGCUUGAACGAACAUAAGCCAAAUUAAUAACACCUGUCUCGAUAAGGUUGUCCAAGGUGUCAUGCAGAUGCGGAAUUAACAUGAUGGCUCCAACAAACAGUAAGCCGUAACAAAUAAAAUGUACUGUACUGCGUACUGGAUGUAAAAAGAUUUAUGGUCUAAGAAAACUGUGCAUGUGAAUGUGAGGAAAGGGAGUAUAGUUUGCAUAUAUUUUUUUCACUCAGAAUAUCUGCGACACCCAUCCUUGUCUUAACAACGGAAAGUGCUAUUUUAAAUACACCGACAAAAGGUACGGAUGUGUUUGCGCAUCUGGCUACACUGGAGAAAACUGCGAGAANCUGUACUGCGUACUGGAUGUAAAAAGAUUUAUGGUCUAAGAAAACUGUGCAUGUGAAUGUGAGGAAAGGGAGUAUAGUUUGCAUAUAUUUUUUUCACUCAGAAUAUCUGCGACACCCAUCCUUGUCUUAACAACGGAAAGUGCUAUUUUAAAUACACCGACAAAAGGUACGGAUGUGUUUGCGCAUCUGGCUACACUGGAGAAAACUGCGAGAAAGGUAAAUGUGAGCCGUAUUAAUACUAAUUUGAAUAAUUCGAUAGACUUGCUUACUACUGGAGCAGAAGAACGAUGAUAAUGCUGUAAGAGACAGACCGGCUGAGAUGUUAAUCAGGAAAAACUGUUAGCUUUAGUGUUAGAUUUGAUAUCCGACAUUUUUACAUACUGUUUUUUUCUUUACGAAAAAUCCGCCAAAACCCCGUAUAGGUUGUUUAGACCCUGUUAAGAACAGAGGGCAAAAACCAUACUUUGUUGGCGGCACGUCCCCGUACUGAGGCCAAAUUAAGAACUACCUCCUUUCCCUGGAUAUUAUUCAGUCCGGGAGAUAUCCAUUUCUGGAUACAGGUAUCGUGCGUUGUGAUUGGUUGAGAUCAAAACUAAAACAAAGUAAAUUUGGCCGAGAGCUACUGUAGAAGUGAAUUUUGAUUGCGGCCACUUGUAAUGCGGCUAUCGGCCGAAACAAAAUUAAGUAAUACGAAAUCACUGCACGGAAAGAUAGCAUAAAUAAAAUAACUUAUUCAGCAUUUACUCUUGCACUCUGGAAGAGUGGAGCGAAUUCUUUCUAGUACAAAUUCAUCAUAUAAGCGUCGUGAUCCUCGAACCGAAGCCAAAGAAAAUGCUUAAUCAAACUGCAUCACAUCAGAGAUAAAUGCUGUAAGGAAGAAAAAUGACAGGAAAUAAUUAAUCAAUAUGCCUGAAAUAGGUCAGCUUCAUGACCUCUCAACGUGAGACUAGAGGAGACCAGCCGCAAAAAUAAAAUUUGCUCUACAACAUAAUCUACCUGCUAGAAAGAAAAUAAUCGAACAAGCGACAUUUUACAUCAUGAGGUAAAAAGUCUUUUAGGCCUACAGACCCCUUUUUAUACCGUUUAAAUUCGAAUAUGUAGAUCGCUACCCGUGAGAAUUCAACAUCCUACAAGAACGCGUGACAAAGCAGAGCAGGAAAUCAUCACAUUCACGGACACAACAAUUACAAAGAGGAGGGGAAAUGAACUCUAAACACAGGUAACCCAGGCUCACUGUUUGUGUCACGGGUUUCAUGGCGUGAGUAAAUACAGAGAACAUAUGGGGCGAAGUUUAGGUCUGGAAAUUUCCUAGAAAAUGGACACAAAAAUCGAUGAAACUUUCCAUGAGGCGAGUUGUUGUUGUCCUUAAUAUGCACACAAAGUUUCGAGAAAAAUAGUCGGCUUCAUCAUCUCCCCUACCAGGAGCAGUAGAGUGGCUAUAUACCAGGGGCAUCCAAAGAGAAUAUAGUUCAAAACCACUUAAACAUAGCAUUGUUAAACGUAUUUUAGUAUUUAAACGGUAGAUAUAGGCAUAUUUUUAUCCCCUAAAAAUUUUUCAUCUCUUCGGAUUUCCUAGCUGAGAGUCUAGUGAUCCGAAAAUUAUAGGGAUCAGAACUUACCUUUUCGAAAAUUUCUGCCACAAAAAAGGCUCCCGAAAAUUCUAGAUGACCUUUUUAGGGUAAAAAACCGUUAAAAAUGGGAAAUUAUACCAUUUUUUAGAUGUUCGAAAAUCCUAGGAAAGGCAGGCAAGCAAGAAAUUUAAUAACAAAUGUUCCAAAGAUUCUAGGUCUCAAAUCGUCUUCCGAACAGAAAAUUCGAAAAUUGACGUGGGGUGCCCCUGAUAUACUAUAUACUAUACUAUGUAGGAGAGAUGAAGCCGAGCAUUUUUCUCGAAACUCAAAUCAAACUGUGAAAAAUCAUUUUCUUACAGAUAUCGAUGAAUGUGACGAUGGAGUCCAUGACUGCCUUCCUAGUCUGGCUUCCUGUGUAAAUACAUUGGGUUCGUUUAAUUGUUCUUGUAACCAUGGAUACAUAGGAGAUGGAAAGACAACCUGCGCAGAUGCAGCAGGUAAAAUCAGCUUUAAAAGGUUUUUUAGUACGUAUCAUUAAGGCAGUUACAGUAAUAUUUUAUACAAUAGCAAAAGUAAUUAAUCAACCAUAUACUUCAAAUUUUUACUCGAUAUAAAGGUAGUUAGUAGAGGAGAUAUGACCGCGUUAUAUGUACACGGGUGGCGCAAGCGUUACAGGUGAAAGUUAUCAGCAUAAAUAUUGUUAUUUGGUGUUGUUGUGUUUUAUUCUACGAAGUUCCAGCGCGAUUGGAUCAGUAUAACAUCAUCUGACCUGAUUGUGUUUUAGUUAUACUGCGGGAUGUCAUACAAUUAAAUCGCGCUAAAACUUCGGAGAAAGAACCACAACAACACCAUACUUUAUUUAUCACGUUUACCCGUUUUAGUUCAUUUAUUCGAAGUAAGGUUUAUUUUUAGGUAUAUUACGUUUUGAUCAUUUGGGUAUGAACAUGCUCCCAAUUGCGUUUACAAGAACGAUCGUGACGAAGUAAUACUUAAUGUAUCUGACCACUUACGAAUAAUGUUUUAAUACCUGUUUGGAAUUUAUUUGCGACUUGAUAGCUACUGUUUCAGAAUAACAGAUUUGCACAUAACAAUAUGGCAAAAUGUGGAUCCAUAAAUUUCUAUUUGUUAUUGGUUGUGGAUUUGGUUCCUAUCUUUGAUAUGAAGGCUCUCGUCGAUGACUCGGAUGUCUAGGUGCAAUUACUUUAUCUCUGAUUCAGUUUGAGACAGUUGUCUCUUAGUACGUAUUUUCCACGUUGUUCAAGUAUGAAUAUAAAACACUAUUGUGAUAACUUACUAUUCAGAUUUAUCGUUAUCAUUGUCAGAAAACGGGAAAGGGUUGUCUCAAUGUUAUAUCACAUAUUGGGACUUUGGGUAAUCGGCUCCUGUCAUUGUUCAUUAACAUACUUACAACAUGUAAAAUGUAGGGCUGUUGAACCUUGAUAUGGGGGUCUCAAUGGGGUGGAGAUAUUUACGGUGAACGGUUAAUAUUUCGGCUUUGUUGUGCCUAACGGUUAAUAAUUUUUUUCCGUUUAACAGACAUCUGAAGAAAAAAACAGUUUUUUUUAAAAAAAUUAAAAAGUUUCUACCAUGGUAAGCCUCUAAGGACUCUCCAGAAUGGGAGUAAAAAAGGCUGAAAUACUGGGUCCAUCAGCCACGAAAAAAGACCAAGACAAGGCACAAAAUAUUAUAUGGCUGAAUCCGCAAACGGGAAAGAUGAAGCGCAUUCUGUGUUCUGAUUGGCUACCCGAGCGGGCAAGAUGAGCCCAACGUGCCUAUUCGGGAUUUCCCGCGUUCGUUCCGCAAGAACAAUUCUCUUAUUGACCAAGCUCGUUCGGUCAAGAUGGCUGGAUAUUGGUCUCGUUCACUUUUGCGUUGUUAUUGACCUCGAAUUCGUCUUGGUUCACAAAAACGCAAAAAAGAAAUUGGUCAAUGACGCAUAUACAUUGACAAUCCCUGCAUGGCAAAUUGUGCUUAGAAAAAUAUAUAUGGCUAACUUUUAUUACGACUACAGGUUUCUAAUCACUAAAUUUAUUAUUCUUUUUAGAAUGUUCAGGGACCAUGGCAUAAAUUAUUAUUAUCAUUAUUAUUAUUAUUAUUAAUUAUCACGAUUAUAAUUAUUUAUUAUUUCAGGCUCUCGACUUGUUACUCUCGACUCUCGACAUUUACUCAGACUCGGCGAGGGAAAAACCUUCAUUUCUCAGUUAUUUUUAGACACCGAGUUAUGGUCCGGCCCCAGGAAUCGAACCCACGACCUUUCUCUCUGCAAUCGGCGCACUACCGACUGAGCUAAUUACGUUGCGGUUAAAGACAAGAGCGAAGUUAUGACGAUAGUGCAAAGGAUUCACGGCUAUUCAUGGACUUCUUGAGGUCUUAUCCUGUAGUCGAUAGCGUAUACGUAAUGAUAGUUUUACUUUUAUCCGUAGGUUGUUCUAACAGUUGGUCCCAGAGUGAAUGCGAUCGAUUGAGUGGCUUUUGCCUCCCUGGAUAUGUGUUGACAGCCUCGGUGCGAGAGAAUUGUAAACUCAAAUGCAGCCUUUGCGGCUGAGAAAUGCGUUAAUGGUAAGCCUGCGAGCGUUAAUGAGUGAAUGGUUGGAUGAAUGAACCAACGAAUGAAUGACUGAAAGAAUGAAUGAAUGAAGGAAGGAAGGAAGGAAGGAAGGAAGGAAGGAAGGAAGGAAGGAAGGAAGGAAGGAAGGAAGGAAGGAAGGAAUGAGUUGGUGAAAUUCUUAAUUAAUUUAGGCUUAAAAAUUUCGAUAAUUGUUCUCAAAUUGACCGUGUGUAAGGUUAACUUGACAUGCAGUGUCGUAUUAGUAAAUAAUUUUCAAGUGUUAACCGUGAUUCUUGAAUGUCAUAUUAUCUUUGUUUGUACAGAUUGACACAGCCAACCAGGAAUUUAUGGUGUCACCGACAACGGAUUUAAUGAACUAUGGCUUAUUCAAGUGUAUUAAUUCUAUUAGUAUGAUGAGCUAAUAAAAUUCGCGGCAUGAAAUUGCAAUACUCUUGAAAUGUGUCGAUGUCAUUCUUGUGCCAGCCUCAGAGUUGACCAAGUCACUCGCCAACGCACAAAUCCAUUCAAUGCUUUAUUGCCUAAGAUCUUUCAUUCAAAAUAUUGUGCUAUUUCGUCUGAUUGGCUGAAACUGAAUCCUCCGGCUUAUUCUUUAUAACCAGCCGGUGUUGACCAAAGUUGCGUUCCUUUGGGAUGAUCCAUAUCAGGAUCAGUGAUCUAAUAUCACUCGGCCAGAUCAUGGAAAAUCAAGUGAACCGAUGGCUCCUUUCCCAGAGUGGAUUAGUCGGUUCCUUUGAUGCGUCAUGAUCCGCGUGAUCUCGGAUCAUUGAUCCUGACCCGGAUGAUCCCAUUGGAAUGUACCCCAAAUUUGGAAGAAGAGAGCAAUAUACCGUCGCUCCGAUUGUAUAUUGCCCAAGCAACCUCGUCUCCAGACAAAUAUCCCAUCAAUGAACCAAGUUCCCGACUGAGUUAAAAAAUAGCUUUUACGGCUAUUCAGGGACCAUUAAUGACUAAAUUUCUGACCAAAGCUGAAUCGGAGAAAUGCGGCAAUACCCAAAAUAUGUUGCUCGAUGGAUGUUGUCUACUUUUUGAAGAGUAUCUGAAACAAAAAAACGUCUGCAUGAUCCUGAAACCGUAUCGACAAAUAGGCCAAUGUUAAGAAGAAAGUCUACGAGGGGGCAGCCUUGUUGAGAACUUAAAAACAUUUUGAAGAAUAAUAAAACAAUUAUUGAAUUCGGUAUUCGUAUGAUAUGACGAAUACAUACAAAGAGGCUGUUAUCCACCUCCGCCUUCAGCCUUGGAGGAAAAAUACCCUAGCUAUACUUAAUUCUGUCCAGUGAAAAUCAUGUCAUGUCAUCCCUAAGCUAUGUUCCUGCGAAGCUGAACAAAUGAAUGCAGGAAAAUUGAAACCGUGUUUGGGAGUGCCUUAAUGGAGUUUUUAGAAUAUUUUUAUUGAUGCAUUUACUCCAGAAAAAAUACAGGUAAAUUGCUUCGUUCCAUGUUUGGGCUUUAAAUUAUGCAAAUAUGUUUAAUUUUCAUUUGUUUCGGAGCUUAGCAUCAGCUAAGAAAGAUGUAUUAUACUCACUUCUUCGCCAAUCUUUCUUUAAAAGAGCUAACAGCUUAACUUUUCUAUAUACUGUAUUAUCAUAUGUCUAAAAUGAGUGAUUUGCCCGCGAGCCUCUGCUGGACUACCGACUGAGUAUUCACAGUGGUUCCAUAUUAUCUAUAAAAAAAGUAAGUUAUAUACUCCACAAGAUAUCUCCCGUUAAAGGCCGGUUGGGUCAAUUCAAAGUACUUGUACAGAACUGAUGAUCAUUAGUAUCGGAAAGUGCAUUAGAGAUGAUCGAAUUAAGUUAGAUUACCUAAUCCGACAUGAGUAUACAAGGCAUUACCACCAACGUGAUAUUAUAACGGGAAAUAAAGGGAAUUUAUAUAUUUCAUGCAAAUCUUAUAGCGAUACUCUACAAAUUAGUUGAAUCCUUAUCACUCGCCACUUUUUUAUCAAUCAUUGAGCCGGUACGGCUCUCAGUCUAGCUGUCAACCUCGUUCGAUGCAUUUUUACAAAUGUACCUAUUGUUUAACCUAAGAAUCCGAUAACAAUAAAAAAAAUAUAGACGAACUCAAACAAACGAUGGCUAUAUAAAUGAUGACGACUGAAUGAAACGUUUAGAGUAAAGAGAGAGGCCCCUACCUUAAGAUUUUCAGUCAAAUGGGAAACAUGCCCUCUCAAAAGCUGCUUACGUAUUUUCUUAUCGCUCUUUUGUAUUUUCCGUUUAGUCCACGAACCGAUGCAAAGGUACUGGAAGAUUUACGCAGAAGGUAACUGCGCUCUUGAAUAUCUUUUUAUGAGUGUGUAAAUCAUAAGCCUUCAGAUUCAAAAACCCAGACCUCCUGACAGAUUUACUUUUCUACUGAACGCUGUCAAGGUGUUAAAAACAGUGUCCUCUACUGUACAUUAUAUUUCAUGCAAGAGAGGAUAAAGGGGACAGAGAAGGCAUCAUACCCCAUACACACCCUUUUCCAUAGGUAAUUCGGCUCGAGUUAUUUUUAGAAUCGGGAUAAAGUUACCUCGCGCGCUGCGUGGAGGUUUCGCAUGACACCGCUUUAGUAGAAAUCUCUCUUUAGUCGUUUUCGUCGACAAAACGAAUAGCAAUAUCACUCUCCGUGUCUUCAGUCAUUUUUUUCAGCGUCAAUUCGUGAAGGACGCGUGGCUCUGAGCGUGGGUAAUCCACGCGGAACACAUUCGCGCUAUGUGAUUGGUUGUUGUCUAAUCACCCUUGGGAUCUGUCGUCUUAAAAAUAACUCGAGACAAAUUACCUAUGGAAUAGGGUGUGUAUGGGGAUGCCUUCCCUGUCCCCUUUAUCCUCUCUUGAUUUCAUGUUAUAUUAUAUAUCUAUCGUCCUGUUCAAGGCUGUUCCAGUAAUGGGCUGACCACAUAACAUUCACUUCGAUGGUGAUAUGAUGCCAACUUUGCCCCAAAGCGGUUUUUAUUAGUCUCACUGAGUUUUUAUUAUCGGUUAAAAUUAACUCGACCUGUGAUUACUCUCCAUUUGUAUCAUAAUAUUUGUAACAAGCUCAUCGGCGGAUAUCAGAAUAUGUUCUCGAUAUUUAUAGUUACUUCUUUUUAGCCUCUCGGAUUGUAUACAACUGGAUAUCAGCAAAUUGACACUGCUUGUUGUGUACGUAUAAGUUAAGUUGCCAGCUUAAACUGCCUUUUUUUCAGACUCAGAAUCACUCAGAAUUGUUAGCUUAUGACGGUCCGCUACACGAAAAUCAUAAUUAUACUUUUUCAUACUUUCAUUUUCAGCCUCCCAGAUAACAUGCAGUGAACUAGAUAUCAGCAAAAUUAAACUGCCGUUCGUGUAUGUCGUGUAUGCGUGCGUUGUACCUGAGCUUAAACUGCCUUCUGCUUUUUCAGAAUCAGGAUGGUUAGCUUAUGAUGGUCCUCGUGACGAAAAUCAUAAAGGU
Molecule: messenger RNA, 9149 nt
Organism: Porites evermanni
Lineage: Eukaryota; Metazoa; Cnidaria; Anthozoa; Scleractinia; Poritidae
Source: the annotation of a GenBank genome assembly